AUCUAGUUCGCCAAGCAACGCAUGCAAAGGAGCCAUGGCAUCAGGCAAUCAACGAGAAGUUGAAAAUUCUUUGCUUACAUCCUCUUCCUGUUCCUGCCACGGUAUUGUCUUUGACUUUGACUUUGAUAUAUAGCCAUGGAUUUUAUGGGUUGAAAAAGUGAAAUUGUGAAAGCCAAUUUUACUUUUGCGAGAUCUUCUGUCUUCUUUGGAUCUAACCAAGUUAAGAGAGCCGACACUCACAUAGUCCACUGUUGACUCUAAGUCCUUCAAGUGUAAAAGGGCGCAAAAGAAGAAAGAAAACCUUCAUUUUCUCUCUGUUUCUGAAAUUUUUUUGGCCAUCACCGGCACUGCUGAGGCUUCCAAAAUGGGGAAUUGCUGGUGGUGUAGUCCAGCUCCUAAGCCAACCCCAGAUCACCCAACUAACAUCCAUGAUGUCGGUGCAGAUGAAAAUGUCUAUGACAGUAAUGGAUACUCUGCAACAAGCACCAACCUGACAACAUGGGUAUCUCAAUCAAGCAGCAGCUUCACAACCAUUUGGGGCAACAAUGCUACUGAGCAAAUUGAGGCUUUCACAAAUGGACCAAGCAUUGCUUACUCAAACUUGAGAGCUUUUACUUAUGCACAACUGAAGGCUGCAACACAUAAUUUUAGACGUGAUAUGGUGGUGGGAAAAGGAGGUUUUGGCAGUGUUUAUAAGGGUUGGCUUAAGGAAAAGAUGAUGCCAAGGGGAAUAAAGAAGACAGCUAUUGCUAUCAAGAUACUGAGUCCUGCGAGCGCUCAAGGAGCUAAAGAAUGGAAGGCAGAGGUCAGCUUGUUGGGAAGCUUAUCGCACCCGAAUCUCGUAAAACUGUUGGGAUACUGCCAGGAAGAUGGGAACUUUGUCCUUGUCUAUGAGUUCAUGAAAAGGGGAAGCCUAAAUCGCCAUCUAUUUGGAAAGCGCUCAGUUCAGCCACUUCCAUGGAACACGAGGCUGAAGCUUGCCAUAGGAGCAGCUCGGGGGCUCGAUUACUUGCACUCAUUGGAGAAUCCAAUAAUUUACAGAGAUUUCAAGUCUUCCAACAUACUGCUUGAUGAGUUCUAUGAAGCAAAGAUAGCAGACUUUGGAUUAGCAUUUUUUGGUCCUUUAACUGAAAAUUCACAUGUCACUACUCGCAUCAUGGGCACAUUUGGUUAUGCUGAUCCAGAAUACAUUGCAACAGGUAAUUUGUUUGUAAAGAGUGAUGUAUACAGUUUUGGCGUCGUUUUGGUUGAGAUGCUGACAGGCUUACGGGCAUUUGAUAGAAAGCGUCUGCCUGGGCAACAGGAACUAGUUACUUGGGUUAAACCACAGCUGACAAGCAAAAAAGCCUUGAAAAGAAUAAUGGACUCUCGGUUGGAAGGAAAAUAUCCUACCAAAGAGGCCUUACAAAUAGCUCAUCUUGCUGUUAAAUGUCUAAGACGCGAACCCCAUCUUCGACCAUCAAUGAAAGAAGUUGCAGAGACUCUUGAACAGAUUGAAGCUGUCAGUCUUAGAACAGGAUCCCAUAAUACGCAUUCAACUGAGCAACAUGACUAGUAAAGUUAUAGUACUUUUUGCAGAAUUAAGAGCUUAUACAAUCCUAUGGUUUCACAAUGCUGUGGUGUAAAAUCAGCUUCUGAAUUGGUGUUUUCUUCUAUCUCUUGCCUCGGUUUCUAAUUUGAAGAUCCUUUGUAAAUUUUCAUCUGCAAUAGAAAUGAUCAUCUUUCGUACUGUAAUGCAGCCAUGCUUUUGGCAGACACCAUAGUUGAAAGAUGAAAGCAUUAGCUUUUAGCUGUCACAUUUUCCUUUA
This is a messenger RNA of Manihot esculenta (cassava), 1808 nucleotides long. RefSeq names its product probable serine/threonine-protein kinase PIX13. Gene Ontology annotation, biological process: protein phosphorylation. The transcript is spliced from 6 exons. The record is from RefSeq and is a predicted model, not a curated record. NCBI's taxonomy places the organism in Eukaryota, Viridiplantae, Streptophyta, Magnoliopsida, Malpighiales, Euphorbiaceae. The coding region runs from base 365 to 1555 and encodes 396 amino acids. Gene Ontology annotation, molecular function: ATP binding; protein kinase activity.